CUGGAAAACCUCUACAUAGAGGGGAACUUCUUCAAUGGAUCUAUUCCUAGAUCAUUGAGUUUCUUGAGAGGAAUUCAAUAUUUUGAUCUCUCUCGCAAUAAUUUCUCCGGGCAAGUUCCAAGUUUCUUCGUGAAUUUUUCCUUGAUGAAUCUUAACAUUUCGUAUAACGAUUUUUAAGGUGAGGUACCGAUGGAAGGAGUUUUUCGAAAUAUUAGUGCUAUAUCAGUUGCCGGGAAUAGUAAGCUUUGUGGGGGCAUACCUGAACUUCAACUACCCAAAUGCAACUUCAAAGAAUCGAAGAAACAAAAAAUGUCUCUUGCACUGUGACAGUAAUCUCGGUAGUGAGCACAGUACUGUGUGUAAUGAUGGUGCUGUGUUUCUUAUUUUGUAUUUGGCUCAAGAAGAAAAGAAAGAGUCAACAUUCUGAAUCACUCUCGAAUGAAUUGUUCUUGAAGGUGUCUUACCAAUGGCCUCUCAAAGCAACUGGCGGGUUUUCUUCAGUGAAUUUGAUUGGUGUGGGGAGCUAUAGCUCUGUCUAUAAAGGAAUUCUUGAUGAAGAAGAUGAGACAUCUGUUGUUGCAGUCAAAGUCUUAAACCUCCAACAUCGAGGAGCUUCCAAACGUUUCAUGACAGAGUGCAAGGCCUUGAGAAAUGUUCGGCAUAGGAAUCUGGUAAAGGUCAUAACUUCUUGUUCGAGUGUUGAUUUUCACGGUAAUGAUUUCAAGGCUCUGGUUUACGAGUUCAGGCCCAAUGGAAGCCUAGAGAGGUGGUUGAAUUUGGAUCCGGGAACAGAAAAUGGACAGAAUAUUGAGAUUCAAAGCCUAAACGUGCUUCAAAGAGUAAACAUUACGAUUGAUGUGGCUUGUGCACUAGAAUAUCUUCACCAUCACUGUCAAACGCCAAUUGUUCACUGCGAUUUAAAACCAAGUAAUGUGCUUCUUGAUGAUGACAUGGUUGCUCAUGUAGGAGAUUUUGGGGUAGCAAGGUUUCUUCAACUAGUUUUAGAUCCAAAACAAAGCAAUUCAGUUGGAAUAAAAGGAACUAUUGGCUAUGUGGCUCCAGGUAUGUAAUUACAAUGCACUAUUUUUUUUUUUUACUUAUUUAUUUAUUUAUUUUUAUCUAUAUUUUUUUCUUAUUGGGUUACUUCAAUAUAGCAUCACUCAAAUUUAUUAAUGUUCUUAUUCCUUUUAUCCACUUAUUUUUCAAAUUUAUUAAUCAGCAAUAACCUUCGUUUUUCUAUUAUUUAUUCCUUUUUUAGCUUCUUUUUCAAAUUUAUUAAUGUAAUUUUAUAUACUUAAUGUCUGUAUUUUGUGUCUCUGAAUUUUUCUUUACUGUACUUUUAUUUCAAUAGGCUUAACAUGCUAUUUGACUUUCGUUUACUGCAUUGUUAGUAAACUACUAUUUAUUUAUUUAUUUAUUUUUAUUUUUUCGUGUUGUAUUGUUGACUGUGUUCCUUGAAAUUAAUUCCUGGCUCUUUCGCUUAGCAUGUCAUGUCAACAUGCACGUUCCAACUUUUUCGAUUCAUUAUGGAAUUGAUAGUGUACAUUUGAUUACAAGAGAUAAUUAUAUAUGUAUGUGAUGGCAAUCAAUAC
This is a messenger RNA of Cornus florida, 1592 nucleotides long. Its product is annotated as probable LRR receptor-like serine/threonine-protein kinase At3g47570. The coding region runs from base 279 to 1070 and encodes 263 amino acids. Gene Ontology annotation, biological process: protein phosphorylation. The record is from RefSeq and is a predicted model, not a curated record. The transcript has a single exon. Gene Ontology annotation, molecular function: protein kinase activity; ATP binding. NCBI's taxonomy places the organism in Eukaryota, Viridiplantae, Streptophyta, Magnoliopsida, Cornales, Cornaceae.